Tarenaya hassleriana is the source of this 525-nucleotide messenger RNA. RefSeq names its product heavy metal-associated isoprenylated plant protein 21-like. The record is from RefSeq and is a predicted model, not a curated record. Gene Ontology annotation, molecular function: metal ion binding. NCBI's taxonomy places the organism in Eukaryota, Viridiplantae, Streptophyta, Magnoliopsida, Brassicales, Cleomaceae. The transcript is spliced from 3 exons. Bases 94 to 372 code for a protein of 92 amino acids.
UUUUCUCUUCUUCGUUCUUCUCCUUCACAACAAUAUUUACAUACAUAUAUAUAUACACACAACAUAUAUAUACAUCAAGAUUGACAUUCUUGAAUGGAGACCGUCGAAUUGAAAGUGGAGAUGGUAUGUAUCCACGAGAAGAGAUUGAGAAAAUCCCUCUCAAAACUCAAAGGAAUAGAGAAAGUGGAAGUGGAUGCAGACAGUCAAAAGGUAAUGGUAACAUCAUACAUACACAGAAACAAGAUCUUGAGAGCAGUGAGAAGAAGCGGUCUCAAAGCUGAGUUCUGGUCUCCUCACAACGAGCUUCUCUCUGCUUACGUCACUCCUACGUAUCAUUCCGCCUUCAGAUUCACUCCUUUCAAUUUCUUCUGAUCAUCACUUCUCACACGUUUUAAAAUUUCCCCCUUAUUUUUGGCCUUUAAUCAAUAGAUUGUUAUUAAGGGUUCUCCGUGGAUUAUAAGGCUUUUUUUUUUAAUUUACAGAUCGGUUUUAAUUAGCUUAAUUUCAAUGGAAAGCGGAUUGGAA